CGCUGGCUGUCUCUAUCUCUGUCAAAUAAAUAAAUAAAAUCUUAAAAAAAACCCCCAAAACUAACAGUUUUGUCUUGAAGGUUAACACGUGAAAUUAUGAUCCUGUGUCUUUGAAAACAGAUUUAUAAGUGAGUAGACAUGAUGGAAUGUAAGGAUAUAUCACAGAGUGAGGCAUUAUUUACCAAUCCCUCUGUUGUUGGGUAUUUAAGCUGUCCUUGAUUUUCAUUAUAAAAACAAUGCCAAAAAAUAAUAAAAAUAAAAAUAAAAACAGUGCCAUAGUGAACAAGCUUGUACAUACAUUUUUGACUGUACUUCUCGACUGUUUCUUAGGAUAAAUUUCUGGAAGUGAAAAUUCCUGGACAAAGGGUUUGAGGCUUUAAAACAAUUUUUUUUAUUAUAUUCGAUUAGCCAACAUAUAGUAUAUCAUUAGUUUUUAAUGUAGUGUUCAACGAUUCAUUAGUUUUUUUUUUAAAGCAAAAUAAUAUUAAAAAAGCAUGGGGUUUCUCUGUACGUGAAUUGUCCUUUCUGAUGGCUACGAAAGGAGAACCGCACUGGCUGAAGGGUACUCCUCGUUUCCUUGGGCUGGAGGGAAGGACAUUUGCGAAGUGUGCUUUCAGGAAGAAACAGUGUGACUUCCCACACGUGCUUGUCUGUAUUAAUGUUUUGACACACGGUCCAGGAGGCAGGCCCUAAGUCUAUUCAGCUUGCUUUUCAUAAUGCUUGGCCAACCCUAGAAGCAGGUGGGCAAAAAAAGAACACCUUUGGGACAAUGAACUUCAUGGUUUGGGUGAGGGAUCUGGGUAGGAAGGGAGCACAGUCUGUUCGUAGCCUCAAGAAGGUCAAGCAGGCCUUGCAUGCUCGCUGAGCCUCCACCCUCUUUCUUUGAAUGGCUAACAGACUUCUGUAACCAACUUCUCCUUUUCUGUCCUUCCUGUCUUUGGUGGCUUCCUUGAAGUGGCUCAGUGGUGCAUGAAGCCCCACGGGUCCUGCUCUCUCCCGCUAUGACUCACAGAUUCCUUCUGUUACCAGCCUUGGUCUUAUUAUGUGAUGGGUUCAACCUGGAGACUGAAAAAGCAGCGAUCUUCCAAGAGAAUGCAAGGAGCUUUGGGCACAGCGUGGUCCAGCUUGAGGGAUCCGGGUUUGUGGUUGGAGCCCCCCAGGAGAUAAAGGCGGCCAACCAAACAGGCGGCCUCUACCAGUGUGACUACAGCACGGGCAAGUGUGACCCCAUCCGCCUGCGGGUCCCCCUGGAGGCGGUGAACAUGUCUCUGGGCCUGUCUCUGGCAUUUGCCACCAAACCUUUCCGACUGCUGGCCUGUGGCCCCACUGUGCACCAAACUUGUAAGGAGAACACCUAUGUGAAUGGCUUAUGCUUCCUGUUUGGACCCAACCUAUGGCAGCAGCCCCAGAGUUUCCCAGAGAAGAUCAGAGAGUGCCCUCGGCAGGACAGUGAUAUUGCCUUCUUGAUUGAUGGCUCUGGUAGCAUCAACCCCAUUGACUUUCAGCGGAUGAAGGAGUUUGUCUCAACUGUGAUGGAUCGAUUCAAGAACUCCAAAACCUUGGUGGGAGAAGCUUUCGACAAUCCAAAACAUCGGGAAGAGCUUAAUACCAUUGCAUCCAAGCCUGCUCGUGAUCACGUGUUUCGGGUGAAUAACUUUGAAGCUCUGAAGACCAUUCAAAACCAGCUUCAGGAAAAGAUCUUUGCAAUUGAGGGAGGAGGUACUCAGUCAGGAGGUACCAGCUCCUUUGAGCAUGAGAUGUCUCAGGAAGGCUUCAGUGCUGCCAUCACCUCUAAUGGCGUCUUGCUAGGUGCUGUGGGGAGCUUUGACUGGGCUGGUGGAGCCUUUCUUCAUGUGUCAAAGGAUAAAUUCACCUUCAUCAACACAACCAGGAUAGAUGCAGACAUGAACGAUGCUUACUUGGGUUAUGCUGCGGAAGUCAUCACGAGGAGCAGGGUACAAAACCUGGUUCUUGGGGCGCCUCGAUAUCAGCACAUUGGCCUGGUGGUGAUGUUCAAAGAGAAUGCUGGUGCCUGGGAGGCCACCUCGGUCAUCAAGGGCAGCCAGAUCGGCUCCUACUUUGGGGCCUCCCUCUGCUCUGUGGACAUUAACAGAGAUGGCAGCUCUGACCUGGUCCUCAUCGGGGCUCCCCAUUACUAUGACCAGACAAGGGGAGGCCAGGUGUCUGUGUGCCCCUUGCCUCGAGGGAGGGCAAAGUGGCAGUGUGGGGAUGUUCUCCGUGGGGAGCAGGGCCACCCCUGGGGCCGCUUUGGAGCAGCCAUGACAGUGCUGGGGGAUGUGAAUGGGGACAAGCUGACAGACGUGGCCAUCGGGGCCCCAGGAGAGCAGGAGAACCAGGGUGCUGUCUACCUAUUUCAUGGAACCUCAGGACCGGGCAUCCGUCUGUCCCACAGCCAGCGGAUUCAAGGCUCCCAGGUCUCCCCUGGACUCCAGUAUUUUGGUCAGUCACUAAGUGGGGGCCAGGACCUCACAAUGGAUGGCCUCGUGGACCUGGCCAUAGGGGCCCAAGGCCGUGUGCUGCUGCUCAGAUCCCAGCCUGUGCUGAGCCUUGAGGUGACCAUGGAUUUCAUACCCAAGGAAGUGGCAAGGAGUGUGUUUGAGUGUCAUGAAAAGGUAGAGAAAGGCCAGAUUGCUGGAGAUGUCAAAGUUUGCCUCCGUGUCCGCAAGAACACAAGGGAUCGGCUAGGAGAAGGAGAGAUCCAGAGCACCGUUACCUAUGACCUGGCUCUGGACCCAAGCCUUCCACAUCCCCGAGUUGUCUUUGAUGCGUCAAAGAACAGCACACGCAGACAGACAAGGAUCAUGAAGCUGAAUCGAGAAUGUGAAAGCCUAAAGCUACUGUUAGUGUAUUGCGUGGAGGACUCAGUGGCCCCCAUCGUCCUGCACUUCAACUAUUCUCUGAUGGGGGAGCCCUUGUCCUCAUUCAAGGACCUCCAGCCAGUGCUGGCUGUGGACGCUCAGAGACACUUUACAGCUUUGUUUCCUUUCGAGCAGAAUUGUGGCAAUGAUAGCAUCUGCCACGAUGACCUCAGCAUCACCUUCACUUUUAUGGGCCUGGACACCCUGGUGGUGGGUGGUCCCCGAGACUUCAAUGUGACACUGACUGUGAGAAACCAGGGCGAGGACUCCUACAGGACUCAGGUCACCAUCUUCUACCCACCUGGCUUGUCCUAUCGGAGGGUGUCAAUAGCCCAGAAGCCGCUCUCCUGGCGACGCUGGCGCCUGACUUGUGAGUCUGAUGACUCCACCAAUGGGCCUGAGGGCCUGAAGAACAGCAGUUGCAGCAUACACCACCCCAUCUUCCCAAACUCCUCAGAGGUCACUUUUAAUAUCACAUUUGGUGUGCAAUCCGAUGCUUCCUUUGGAAACAGAAUACUCCUCAAGGCCAAUGUGACCAGUGAGAACAACACGACCAGGACCAACAAAACUGAAUUCCAGCUGGAGCUGCCUGUGAAAUACACUGUCUUUGUGGUAGUCACCAGCCAUGAGACCUCCACCAAAUAUCUCAACUUCAUAGCUGAGGAGAAGACCAGCCACAGUACAGAGCAUAAGUAUGAGUUAAACAACUUGGGACAGAGGAGCUUACCCAUCAGUGUGGUCUUCUGGGUGCCCACCAAGCUGAACAACGUGACGGUGUGGGACAACCCCCAGCUCAGCUUUUCCAAGAACAUCUCCAGCACAUGCCAUACCGAGGAGAGGGACCCCCUUCUCUCUGACUUCCUGCUGGAGCUUGAGAAGACUCCAGUUGUGAACUGCUCCAUUGCUGUCUGCCAGAGAAUCCAGUGUGACAUCCUGUCCUUUGACAUCCAGGAAAAAGUCAAUAUCACCCUCCAAGGCAAACUCUCGUUUGACUGGUAUAUCAAGACGUCCACAAACUACCUUCAGGUGGUGAGCAAGGCAGAGGUCUCGUUUGAUAAUUCGAAGUUUGCCGUGCUUCCAGGACAGGAGGCAUUUCUGAAGGCCCAGACAGAAACCAAAGUGGAACUGAAUGAAGUGCACAACCCUGUACCACUUAUAGUGGGCAGCUCGGUGGGGGGACUGGUGCUUCUGGCCCUCAUCACCGCUGCACUGUACAAGCUUGGCUUCUUCAAACGGCAAUACAAGGACAUGAUGAGUGAAGCUGGUCCCGAAGAUGCCCAGCCCCAGUAACAGCUCCUUCCCCCAUUGAGCGGCCUCUCCUGCAGCAAGUAGGACAUUGGCGAUGGCAGCUUCUGUGGGUGAACAUAAAGCGAAAGAAGAGGAACCUCCUUUCGUGGGUGAAGACACAGACCUGCAGCAGCUGGAUGGAGACCACACUGGAAGAACCAUGGUGAAGCCAGGAUUUGGUCAGCCACCAGGAGCCUGUCCACCCAUUCCACACUUGGGCUACAGAAGGUCCAAGAGACAAUGGUGCACCUCCCUUUAUCUAUGCAUUUACUUAUUAUUUUAAUGUUAUUUUUAUUUUUUGGAUAGAUAAACCUUGUCCAUAGUACUUAAAUAAAAAGAUGUGGAAGCAGG
This is a messenger RNA of Ailuropoda melanoleuca (giant panda), 4517 nucleotides long. RefSeq names its product integrin alpha-M. Gene Ontology annotation, cellular component: integrin complex; external side of plasma membrane. The transcript has 29 exons. Gene Ontology annotation, biological process: integrin-mediated signaling pathway; cell adhesion mediated by integrin; cell-cell adhesion. The record is from RefSeq and is a predicted model, not a curated record. Gene Ontology annotation, molecular function: integrin binding. NCBI's taxonomy places the organism in Eukaryota, Metazoa, Chordata, Mammalia, Carnivora, Ursidae. The coding region runs from base 1002 to 4169 and encodes 1055 amino acids.